Messenger RNA from Rhipicephalus microplus (southern cattle tick), 3939 nucleotides. It is a transcript of the gene alphaCOP, whose product is annotated as coatomer subunit alpha. Gene Ontology annotation, cellular component: COPI vesicle coat. Gene Ontology annotation, molecular function: structural molecule activity; protein binding. The record is from RefSeq and is a predicted model, not a curated record. Gene Ontology annotation, biological process: intra-Golgi vesicle-mediated transport; endoplasmic reticulum to Golgi vesicle-mediated transport; retrograde vesicle-mediated transport, Golgi to endoplasmic reticulum. Lineage: Eukaryota; Metazoa; Arthropoda; Arachnida; Ixodida; Ixodidae.
GGAAGUGACAGGUCGGCAGCGGUGUUGGCUUGCCUGUUGAUUUUGCCACGACGCCGUUGUAAACGUUUUCAGGCGAGCGAUCUCUCUGAAUAAAAGCUGUCUCGUCUGAUAUUGUUAGGCCGAUACAAGAAUCGAAAUGCUGACCAAGUUCGAGACCAAGUCGGCUCGCGUCAAGGGCCUGAGCUUCCACCCGAAGAGGCCGUGGAUUCUGGCGAGUCUCCACAACGGUGUCAUUCAGUUAUGGGACUACCGAAUGUGCACGCUGCUCGACAAAUUCGACGAGCACGACGGACCCGUGAGGGGCAUCUGCUUCCACAACCAACAGCCGCUGUUUGUUUCCGGCGGCGACGACUAUCAGAUCAAGGUCUGGAACUACAAGCAGCGGCGAUGCAUGUUCACGCUGCUAGGCCAUCUGGACUACAUUCGUACGACCACCUUCCACCACGAGUACCCGUGGAUCCUGAGCUCGUCGGACGACCAGACCAUCCGCGUGUGGAACUGGCAGUCGCGCACCUGCAUCUGCGUGCUCACGGGCCACACCCACUACGUCAUGUGCGCCCAGUUCCACCCGUCUGAAGACUUGAUGGUCUCGGCCUCACUCGACCAGACGAUCCGUGUCUGGGACUUGGGUGGUCUGCGAAAAAAGAAUGUGGCUCCAGGACCGGGGGGUCUAGACGACCACCUCAAAAACCCAGGACACACAGAUCUGUUUGGAACGUCGGACGCUGUCGUGCGACAUUUCCUAGAUGGUCACGAGCGAGGAGUCAACUGGGCUGUGUUCCAUCCCACCGCGCCCCUUGUGGUGUCAGGUGCUGAUGACCGGCAGAUUAAGCUCUGGCGUAUGAACGACUCCAAGGCCUGGGAAGUGGACACCUGCCGUGGCCACUACUGCAAUGUAUCCUGCGUUUUGUUCCACCCAAGGCAGGAGCUGAUCCUCAGCAACUCUGAGGACAAGAGCAUACGAGUGUGGGACAUGUCCAAGCGCACCUGCCUGCACACCUUCCGGCGCGAGCACGACCGUUUCUGGAUCCUGGCUAGCCACCCGAGCCUUAACCUCUUUGCGGCAGGACAUGAUUCGGGUAUGAUCCUGUUCAAGCUCGAGCGUGAGCGGCCUGCAUUUGCCUUGCACGGCAACCUGCUGUACUACUGCAAGGACCGUUUCCUUCGACGACUGGACCUGACCACCUCCAAGGACGUGGCCUACUUGCAGUUCCGUGGCGGUAGCCGCAGCCCCGUUUUCAGCAUGUCUUACAAUCCAGCGGAGAACGCCGUUCUGCUGAACACACGCACUGCGAACCCGGACAACAGCACGUAUGACCUGUGCAUGGUUCCGAAAGACUACGACCCCCAGAAUCCAGACAUGGUCGAGGGCAAGCGGUCCACCGGCCUCACUGCUGUCUGGGUGGCGCGCAAUCGUUUUGCCGUGCUCGAUCGCACCCACAAUAUUGUGAUCAAAAACAUGAAGAACGAGGUCAGCAAGAAAGUGCAGACGCCCAGCUGCGAUGAGAUCUUCUAUGCUGGCACAGGCAUGCUCCUGCUGCGCGAUUCCGACAGCUUGAUGCUGUUUGAUGUGACCCAAGGAAGGCAGCGUGCCUCAGUCAAGGCCAAGGCGAAGUACGUGGUGUGGAGUUCAGACAUGAGCCAUGUUGCCCUCCUGGCCAAGCACACCCUGACCAUCUGUAACCGCAACCUGGAGGUCCUCUGCAGCGUUCAAGAGAGCACUCGUGUCAAGAGUGGGGCGUGGGAUGACUCGGGCGUUUUCGUCUACACCACAUCCAACCACAUCAAGUACAGCCUGACCAACGGCGACCAUGGCAUAAUCCGCACCCUAGACUUGCCCAUCUACAUAACUCGUGUCAAGGACUCGAGUGUGUACUGCCUGGACCGCGAGUGCCGGCCCCGUGUCCUGGGCAUCGACCCCACUGAGUAUCGGUUCAAGCUUGCUCUGGUCAACCGAAAGUAUGAUGAGGUUCUGCACAUGGUGCGAAACGCCAAGCUGGUGGGCCAGUCCAUCAUAGCCUACCUGCAGAAGAAGGGCUACCCGGAGGUGGCGCUGCACUUCGUCAAGGACGAGAAGACGCGCUUCGCCCUCGCCCUGGAAUGCGGAAACAUCGAGGUUGCCUUGGAAGCAGCUCGCACUCUUGACGACAAGAAAUGCUGGGAAAAGCUGGGCGAAGCUGCUCUGAUGCAGGGAAAUCACCAGGUGGUCGAGAUGGCAUACCAGCGCACCAAGAAUUUCGACAAGCUGUCGUUCCUCUACCUGAUAACGGGCAACCUGGAGAAGCUUCGCAAGAUGCUCAAGAUUGCGGAGAUACGAAAGGACACGAGCGGGCAGUUCACCAACGCCCUCUACCUCGGCGAUGUGCAGGAGCGCAUCAAGAUUCUCAAGAAUUGUGGACAAACCUCCUUGGCCUAUUUGUGUGCUCGCACACAUGGACUCACAGAAGAGGCCGAGGCUCUCGCUCCUCUGGUUCCAAACGCAGAGUCCCACAGUGCCCCAGAUCCGAAUGCUCCGCUCCUCACGCCUCCCGUGCCGAUCCAGCCGUGCGAUGAGAACUGGCCUCUGCUGAGCGUCACCCGAGGCUUCUUUGACAGUGCAGCUACCACAAAGAAAACUGCCAUGGCUGCACCAGAUGUGGAAGUGGACGCUGAAGGUUGGGGUGAUGAUGCCGAACUUGCUCUGGACGAGGAAGGCGCAGCUGGCGAAAAGGAGCCGCUUGAAGCCGGCGAAGCUGGAGAAGGUGGUUGGGACGUGGAUGAGGACAUUGAGCUACCACCUGAGCUCGCUGAAGCGACGGGACCCGCUCCUGGUGCUGGGGACGAGGGCUAUUUCGUGGCCCCAACCAAGGGCGUCUCCCAAAGCCAGCAGUGGGUCAACAACUCGAAGCUCGCCGUCGACCACGUCUUGGCCGGGUCAUUCGAGUCUGCCUUCCGUCUGCUUCAUGACCAGGUCGGCGCAGUUGUCUUUGAGCCACUGCGACCACUUUUCAUGGCAACCUUCGCACGUUCCCGCACGGCGUUCCAAGGCUUGCCCGAGCUGCCCUGUCUGUACGGACAUCCUCUUCGGAACUGGAGGGAUGCCAGUUCCACCAAGAGCGCACUUCCGGCCAUCGGCUGCAAACUAUCAGACCUGCUGGACCGUCUGCAAGUGUGCUACCAGCUGACGACAUCUGGCAAGUUCUCAGAGGCUGUCGAGAAGUUCCGAGCCCUUCUGCUCUCGGUCCUCCUUUUGGCCGUCGACACGAGACAGGAGAUGGCGGAGGCCCAGCAGCUCAUAGAGGUGUGCCGCGAGUACAUCCUGGGUCUCUCCCUGGAGACCGAACGAAAGGCGCUUCCCAAGGAGACGUUGGACCAGCAGAAGCGGGCCUGUGAAAUGGCCGCGUACUUCACCCACUGCAACUUGCAGCCGGUCCACCAGAUCCUGACCCUCCGCACUGCGCUCAACCUUUUCUUCAAGUUGAAGAACUACAAGACAGCGGCAUCCUUCGGCAGGCGGCUUUUGGAACUGGGACCGCGCCCAGACGUGGCCUCACAGACCAGGAAGAUCCUCCAGGCUUGCGACAAGACGCCGACAGAUGCGCACGAAUUGCGGUAUGACGAGCACAACCCGUUUGCACUGUGCGGCAAGAGCUACGUUCCCAUCUACAGAGGAAAGCCAGAAGCUAAGUGCCCAUUGUGUGGAGCCAGCUACCUCCCAGAGUUCAAAGGCAUCGUGUGCGGUGUGUGUUCCGUGGCCGAGGUUGGCAAGGAUACCAUCGGCUUGCGCAUCAGUGCUCUGCAGUUCCGUUGAUCUUGUGUCGGGAUUCUUGUGGUGCUGCAACGUUUGUAUAGCUUCUGGCAGUGGAUUUAUUUUAUUUGUGAGAGACACUAUAUAAUAUUUUUUUCUUUCUUGCUGCUCUCCAUUCCAGUAAAUAAAAUACAGCUGCCGUGAGAACAAGA